Toxorhynchites rutilus septentrionalis is the source of this 1257-nucleotide messenger RNA. RefSeq lists its product as uncharacterized. The transcript has a single exon. The coding region runs from base 1 to 1257 and encodes 418 amino acids. The record is from RefSeq and is a predicted model, not a curated record. NCBI's taxonomy places the organism in Eukaryota, Metazoa, Arthropoda, Insecta, Diptera, Culicidae.
AUGUCGGUUCAGUCCCAAGCCCGCACGGUUCUCCUCGAAACAGUCGUUCUCCAAGUCGUCGACGAUAAUGGGCACGUUUUCCAAGCCCGAGCUCUUCUAGAUUCCGCUUCGAUGUCGCAUUUCAUGUCCAAAGAUCUUGCGAACCUGCUCUCCAACUCCCAAUCCAAGGUUGAUGUGUCCGUAGCUGGAAUCGGACAAUCCCACCGGAAGAUCAAGCUUGCAGUAACCACCACAAUCCAGUCAAGAGUCGCGUCUUUCUCUACGAAGUUUCAAUUCCUCGUUAUCGAGCAUCCCACGGCUGACCUACCCACCAUGUACGUCCAAAUCUCUUCGUGGAACCUCCCUAAUGUGCAGUUGGCUGACCCUGCGUUCCACAUUCCCAACAAGAUUGAUUUGGUAAUCGGUGGUGAGGCGUAUUGGGACCUACACACCGGGAAGAAACUUGACCUAGGCCCAGGUCUCCCCUACAUCAUCGAGACGUACUUCGGUUGGACAUUCUGCGGUUCAACUUCCCAAGAUUCCUCCAACUCAAUGGUGUGUACCAUAUCCAGCACUGAUGCCCUGUUGGAUGCAACUCUACAAAGGUUUUGGGAGAUCGAGACGACUCCGAACCAUUCCGUCCAUUCCAGCACGGAGAAGGCCUGCGAAGAGCUCUAUGCAGCAACAAUAACUCGUGACUCUACCGGGCGAUAUGUAGUUCGCCUACCCAAAACGGAUAAUCCGGACGUCUUCUUGGGAAAUUCGGAAUCCAUCGCCGAACGCCGAUUCCUCAGCUUAGAACGCCGUCUCGAGCGUGACCCCAGCAUGAAAUCAUCCUAUCACCAAUUCAUGGAGGAGUAUGAGCGUCUCGGUCACAUGAUACAUCUGAACGAACCCGUGGACAACUCGAUUCCACACUGUUAUCUCCCGCAUCAUCCCGUAUUCAAGCUAUCGAGUACCACCACGAAGACGAGAGUCGUGUUUGAUGCAGCGUGCAAGACCGCAUCGGGAUAUUCCUUGAAUGACCUCCUACUUGUCGGACCUGUCGUUCAAGACGAUUUGUUGUCACUCAUCAUGCGCUUUUGUUUCUACCCCAUUGCCCUGAACGGUGACGUCGAGAAGAUGUACCGUCAGAUGCUUCUCCACAAGGCAGACCGACCGUACCAGAGGAUCAAAUGGCGUACUGAUGCAUCCCAACCGAUAGCUACCUACCGUGACCUACGGCACUGCUUCUGCCCCAUAUUUGGCCACAAAAACUCUCCAAAAAUUGGCGAGUGA